AAGUGGGAGGGGUCAGGAGAGGUCCAGUUCCACUUGGGAACGCAACUCAUCUCCUAAAAGGAAGAUGAGUUGCUAACUAAGUCUCGCUAGGGCUCCAAGUAAGUUCUGGUAACAGGGUGUUCUGAAGACAGCUAGCAGGUGCCAUGACCACCCUCUCUCCCGAAAACAGCCUCUCUGCCAGGCGAUCAGCCUCCUUCAUCCUGGUGAAGAGAAAGCCACCCAUUGACAAGACAGAAUGGGAUAGCUUCUUCGACGAGAAUGGUCACCUAGCCAAGUCACGGGACUUCAUCUGUGUGAACAUCCUGGAAAGGGGCCUGCACCCCUCCGUGAGAACAGAAGCCUGGAAGUUCCUCACAGGCUACUACUCAUGGCAGAGCUCCCAGGAUGAGCGGCUCACAGUAGACAGCAAAAGAAGGAAAAACUACCAAGCCUUAUGCCAGAUGUAUGAGAAGAUUCAGCCCCUGCUGGAAAACCUGCACCGGAACUUCACAGAGACUCGGCACAACAUUGCAUAUGACAUCCAGAAACUGUAUGACAAAGACCCGCUGGGCAACGUGCUCAUUGAUAAGAAGAAACUGGAGAAGACCCUGCUCCUGAGUUAUGUCUGCAACACCCAGGCUGAGUACCAGCAGGGUUUCCACGAGAUGGUGAUGCUUUUCCAGCUCAUGUUGGAGCAUGAACACGAAACCUUCUGGCUCUUCCAGUUCUUCCUGCAGAAAACGGAGCACAGCUGUGUCAUCAACAUUGGGGUGGCCAAGAACUUAGACACGCUCAACACCCUUAUCACCUUCCUGGACCCCGUGUUCGCUGACCACCUAAGAAGGAAGGGUGCUGGAGUCGUGCAGUCCCUCUUCCCCUGGUUCUGCCUCUGCUUCCAGCGUGCCUUCAAAUCCUUUGAUGACGUCUGGAGACUCUGGGAGGUCCUGCUGACCGGAAAGCCCUGCAGAAACUUCCAGGUGCUGGUGGCCUACAGCAUGUUACAGAUGGUGCGUCGGCAGGCGCUGCUGGACAGCAUGAGCGGGAACGCCAUCCUCCUGGCUUGCAACAAACUCAUUGACCUUGAUGCUGACGAGCUGAUCUCUGCUGCCUGCAUGGUUUAUGCUGAGCUCAUUCAAAAGAAUGUUCCUCAGCCAUUAAAGGAUUUCUUUCUCUGAGGACACCAAACCCACAGUGGACAGAUGCCCUCAACAGACAAGAUGAAGG
Molecule: messenger RNA, 1203 nt
Organism: Castor canadensis (American beaver)
Lineage: Eukaryota; Metazoa; Chordata; Mammalia; Rodentia; Castoridae
Gene: Tbc1d21
Product: TBC1 domain family member 21
Biological process (GO): activation of GTPase activity
Molecular function (GO): GTPase activator activity
Source: RefSeq, a predicted model, not a curated record